Molecule: messenger RNA, 1329 nt
Organism: Ylistrum balloti
Lineage: Eukaryota; Metazoa; Mollusca; Bivalvia; Pectinida; Pectinidae
Product: protein draper-like
Exons: 11
Coding region: 1-1329 (442 amino acids)
Source: RefSeq, a predicted model, not a curated record
AUGAAGUUUAGCCAGUUGUUGGUGUUGAUCUGGUCAAUAUCCACCCCGCUCGUGGUGGAGACAUCAGUAAACCUUGCACUGGGUAAACCCACAAGUCAAAGUUCUGAUUUCAACGCAAGGUGGGACAGCUCUAAAGCCGUAGAUGGAUGUUCCACGCAAACUAUAGCUUCCGAUUGCUGUACACACACUGAGAUCGGCGUGACCGAGGUCUGGUGGCAGGUAGAUCUACAACAACAGUCUGUCAUAGAAUCCGUCUAUAUAAUAUACAGAAAUGAGGGCACACUUUACAGACUUGCUGGGUUUGAGAUAUACCUGUCUUACACAUCUGACUGGAGAAAAGGAGUCCGGUGUUAUAAGGAUUAUACUGAUAAUCUGCAGUCCAUGUCAGCGACACAAAACGUUUCAUGUUCAGGAGUCGCUCGCUAUGUAACCAUCUACAACGAUCGUCGGAUGAAGUCGAAGUCGUGGUAUUCGGAUGAUGCCGUUUUGGACCUGUGUGAAGUGAACGUUUACGAAUGUUCACCUGGAUUUUCCGGCACAUACUGUAGAUGUCCACUCAACUGUAAAGAUGCUAGCUGUCCUCUACCCACCGGCUAUUGUACUGAAUGCUUUGAUAGUUUCUAUGGAGAUCGUUGUAAUCUGACUUGUCCGAGUAACUGUUUAACUAAUGUGUGUGCCAGAAGCAAUGGUCAGUGCACAGCGUGUAAACCUGGAUUCUUCGGCACACACUGUAGAUGUCCAGCCAACUGUAGAGAUCAAACCUGCCCUGGCGAUUAUUGUAACGAGUGUGAUAUUGGUUACUAUGGCAUUCGCUGUGAUUUGGUCUGUCCUAAUAACUGUGAUAACAUGGGGUGUAACAGAACCAGUGGUGAAUGCAUAGGAUGUGUUUUGGGCUACUUUGGCAGUACAUGUGACCAAACAUGUCCAUCUAACUGUAAUGACAACCUAUGUGUCCAAGCAAACGGCGUUUGUAUAGGGUGUAAACAAGGGUUUUUUGGAAACACAUGCAACUCCCGCUGCCCUCUACAAUGCAAAGAUAACACCUGCAUCCAGUCUAACGGACAUUGUGAAGAAUGUGAGGCCGGAUUCCAUGGUAGAAACUGUACCAAGAUUUGUCCAAACAGCUGCAGAGAUCACAUAUGUGAACAGGUGGAUGGGCGAUGUACAGAAUGCAAAUUCGGCUUCUUUGGCCACGCAUGGUUAGACAUGUGUGGCUACUGUCAGGAUGAAAAUUGUGACAAGGACACUGGGUCUUGUUUGUCUCCAUUUGCAAAUGGACUUACUGAUGAUAAAUGUGACGUCAGACGUACCUUGGCGAUAAAAAUCUAA